Messenger RNA from Colletotrichum lupini, 465 nucleotides. RefSeq lists its product as uncharacterized. Bases 1 to 465 code for a protein of 154 amino acids. The transcript is spliced from 5 exons. The record is from RefSeq and is a predicted model, not a curated record. NCBI's taxonomy places the organism in Eukaryota, Fungi, Ascomycota, Sordariomycetes, Glomerellales, Glomerellaceae.
AUGGAUAAACCUAUUGGGCAUAACGACGAUGGUUCGAUACGGGGAGGAGGGUUGUUGGGUCCCAAGGCUACGUACUGGCACACUUUACGCCUUCCUUAUGCUACGUUGUUAGGUAAGACAAGUAACGUGCUCGAACACGCUGUCACCCAUAAGAGUCCGAAUCACUCAACACCGAUCUUUUGCGCCAGUGAGGCCGAGAACCACACGUCGUGGACACUUUUCAACACAGGCUUGAGACCAGAGAUCUGCAGUGCAGUAACUAAACGCGAAGUAAACCAGACGAGCCCAGACCCAAACCCAGAGACCCAGACCCAAGCACAACAAACAGGCAGUUAUCCGAUAGACAAGACGCCCGCCCAAGAACCCAAAGCCACAAAUAGCAAGUCCAAAAAGUCCGCUCGCUCAACAACAAUCAAGGUGGUAUCUUGGAGGAGAAAAGACACUGGCAAGCCACGGCCGUACUGA